UAGCCCGGAGCUGGCCCCAGCGCGCUCUGGGUCUUGGCGGGGCUUCUGUCAAGCCGCUGGCUCCAGGGCACGCUCCGCCUCCUCAGCUUAAGGGGACGGCCUGGCCCAGCUGUGACCGAUCCAAACCGAGCACAGGGAAGAAAGUUUUGCAGCGCGGAGGGGAGUUGGGCCGCGGGAGGAAGGAAACCCAAAGAGGAGGGUCUCCACUCCAAGUUUGUUUGGCGGUCGCUGCGAUCGUGGGGCGCCUGUCCCGCAGCUCGCCGUAGCGGCCAGACUUCAACCUUCCGGGCGGAUGGGACUCUCUGUUCGGGUCUGAGACCGGCGCUAGAGGCUCAGUCAGGGGCCGGGGAGGAACUUCUCUUGCGAGCUGUCGCUGUGGGCCUUUAUUGUUUGCAGGAACUCUCCGGAAUCGGGAGGGGGAGGACUGGAUCGCGCUUCCACUGGGAAUCGUCAAGAGUUCCGGCGGCAGCUGUGGCUGCAGCGGAGACUCCCUUUGUCCUCUCAGGACCUCCCUCUCUCCCUCUCUCCCUCCCUCUAUCAGUUGGUGGGUCCAGCUGACCCGGGCGCCAGCGCCCCAGCUGCUCGCAGCGCUCCCAUCCCAGAGCUAGUCCUUGGUGACUCCAGCCUCCGUUGCUUAUCUACCCUGCCGAGCCAAGGGGGCUAAGGGCAGGAGGGAGUCUAAGGCCCCCCGGCCACAGGAUGAUGACCCGACGGUCUGCGGCCCGCAGCUCCGGGAGCUGGCUGUUCCCAGGGCUGUGGAUUGUGGUGCUCAGCGGUCCUGGGGGGCUGCUGCACGCGCAGGAGCAGCCCUCUUGCAGAAGAGCCUUUGAUCUUUACUUCGUCUUGGACAAGUCUGGGAGUGUGGCAAAUAACUGGAUUGAAAUUUAUAAUUUUGUCCAUCAACUUACUGAGAGAUUUGUGAGCCCUGAAAUGAGAUUAUCUUUCAUUGUGUUUUCUUCUCAAGCAACCAUCAUUUUGCCAUUAACUGGAGACAGAGACAAAAUCAAUAAAGGUUUGGAAGAUUUAAAAAGUGUUAGUCCAGUGGGAGAGACAUACAUCCAUGAAGGACUAAAGCUAGCGAAUGAACAAAUUCAGAAAGCAGGAGGCUCAAAAACCUCCAGUAUCAUAAUUGCUCUGACAGAUGGUAAGUUGGACGGUCUGGUGCCAUCAUAUGCGGAGAAAGAGGCAAAGAUAUCCAGGUCACUUGGUGCUAAUGUUUAUUGCGUUGGUGUCCUUGAUUUUGAACAAGCUCAGCUCGAAAGAAUUGCCGACUCCAAGGAACAAGUUUUCCCUGUCAAAGGUGGAUUUCAGGCUCUUAAAGGAAUCAUCAAUUCUAUACUAGCUCAGUCAUGUACUGAAAUCCUGGAAUUGAGGCCCUCAAGUGUCUGUGUGGGGGAGGAAUUUCAGAUUGUUCUGAAUGGAAGAGGCUUCAUGUUGGGGAGUCGGAAUGGCAGUGUCCUCUGUACCUACACUGUCAAUGAGACAUACACCAUGAGUGUAAAACCAGUAAGUGUGCAGCUUAAUUCUAUGCUUUGUCCUGCACCUAUCCUGAAUAAAGCUGGAGAAACUCUUGAUGUUUCAGUAAGCUUUAAUGGAGGAAAAUCUAUCAUUUCAAGCACACUAAUAGUCACAGCCACAGAAUGUUCUAACGGGAUUGCAGCCAUCAUUGCUAUUUUGGUGUUAUUGUUACUCUUGGGCAUGGGUUUGAUGUGGUGGUUUUGGCCCCUUUGCUGCAAAGUGGUUAUCAAGGAUCCUCCUCCACCACCACCACCUGCACCAAAAGAGGAAGAAGAAGAACCUUUACCUAACAAGAAAUGGCCAACUGUGGAUGCUUCUUAUUAUGGUGGUCGAGGGGUUGGAGGAAUUAAGAGAAUGGAGGUUCGCUGGGGUGAUAAAGGAUCUACUGAGGAAGGUGCAAGGUUAGAGAAAGCCAAAAAUGCCGUGGUGAAGAUUCCUGAAGAAGAGGAACCUGUCAGGCCUAGGCCACCUAGGCCCAAACCCACUUACCAGCCACCACAGACAAAGUGGUACGCGCCAAUUAAGGGUCCUCUUGAUGCACUCUGGGCUUUGUUGCGGCGGCAGUAUGACCGGGUUUCCUUGAUGCGACCUCAGGAAGGAGAUGAGGUUUGUAUAGGGGAAUGUGCUGGGAAACAGUUGACUGCUGUACCAGGAUAAUGGAAGUACUGGAAUAUUCUGCGGAAUUAAUGUUAAAGCCCUU
Molecule: messenger RNA, 2218 nt
Organism: Ictidomys tridecemlineatus (thirteen-lined ground squirrel)
Lineage: Eukaryota; Metazoa; Chordata; Mammalia; Rodentia; Sciuridae
Source: RefSeq, a predicted model, not a curated record